AUGUAUUACAUGCCAAUCACACCUAGACUACAGAGGUUGUACGUAUCUAAUGCUACAGCUAAGGAUAUGACUUGGCAUGCCAAUUAUGGGAAUGAUGAUGAUUUAAUGCAUCAUCCAUCUAAUUCGCAUGCAUGGAAAGCUUUUGAUAACAAUUGGCCUCAUUUCAGUGCUGAGAAACGUAAUGUCUGUCUAGGACUGUGUACCGAUGGUUUUCAAUCCUUUGGACAAUCUGGUCAGCAAUAUUCAUCAUGGCCUGUCAUAUUGACGCCGUACAACUUACCCCCAUGGUUAUGCAUGAAAGGACGGACCACUUGUCCUUAUUGCAUGGAAGAUAGUGAUACGUUCACAUUGACAAGAGGAGGUAAGCAAUCAUGGUUUGAUAAUCAUCGCAAAUUUUUACCUCCUAGCCAUUAUUUUAGAAGAAACAAAACAGCUUUUAGGAAGAAUGUAUCUAUUACUAAGAAAGCUAAACAACUAAUUUCUGGUGAAGAAAUACUGAAACAGAUUGAUGAAUGGGGAUUUAAGAGGGUUAUAGAUGAAGAUGCAUUUGAAAUAAAUUUCUAUCUAUCAAAGCAAUGCGGUUGGCGAAAAAGAAGUAUCUUGUGGGAUUUACUGUAUUGGAAAAGUAAUUUGAUUCGGCACAAUCUUGAUGUAAUGCAUAUUGAGAAAAAUUUCUUUGAAAAUAUAAUCAACACUAUAAUGAGUAUUGAGGGAAAGACAAAGGAUAAUGCUAAGUCAAGGGCAGACCUAAAUGUGAUCUGUGUUCGGCCAGAGUUGGAAAUUGAUCAAGUCACUGGGAGAUAUCCCAAAGCUUGUUAUACUCUAGAUAAGCAAAGUAAGCAAGUUUUAUGUGAUUGGCUAAAAAAUCUCAAGUUUCUCGAUGUAUAUGUUUCCAAUAUGGGGCGAUGUAUUGAUAUGAAUAAGCUGAAGAAGUUUGGUAUGAAGAGUCAUGAUUGUAAUGUCUUCAUGCAGCGGAUUAUGCCAAUUGCAUUUCGUGAGUUGCUUCCUUCGAAUGUUUGGCAGCCCUUAACAGAGUUGAGUAAUUUUUUUAAGGAAUUAACAUCUACCGCUAUAAGUGAGAGUGACAUGUUGCGGUUGCAUGGUGAAAUUCCUUUCAUCAUAUGUAAGCUUGAGCGUGUUUUCCCUCCAAGCUUCUUUGAUUGUAUGGAACACCUCCCCAUCCAUCUAGCAUAUGAAGCAUGGCUGGCAGGUCCAGUGCAAUAUCGAUGGAUGUAUCCUUUUGAACGAUAUCUGCAACGGCUUAAGAAUAAUGUCAGAAAUAAAGCUAGAGUCGAGGGAUCAAUAUGUAAUGCGUACCUAGUAGAAGAAGCAACUUCAUUUUGUGCACAUUACUUUGAGCCGUAUGUCCAAACUAGACAUCAAAAAGUGCCAAGAAAUGUUGACAUUUCAGAAAGUACUGAAAAUUAUGAAGGCAAUCUAUCAAUUUUCAUACAGUCUGGUCGACCAAUAGGAAAAGGGACAACCCGAUAUCUUAUGGAGGAUGAGUAUAAAGCAGCACACAUCAUUUACAUUGAUCAAGUACGCUCAAAUGAUUCGUUAGUUAAUGAUUCUCAGAUUGACAUCAAAUUGGAAAGUAAAUUCUCUAUAUGGUUCAACAAUUUUGCUCAUGAUUCGUGCAGUAAUAUAUCCAACAAGUUUAUCAUAUCGCUUGCAAAGAGUCCAUUAUGA
Manihot esculenta (cassava) is the source of this 1689-nucleotide messenger RNA. RefSeq lists its product as uncharacterized. The record is from RefSeq and is a predicted model, not a curated record. NCBI's taxonomy places the organism in Eukaryota, Viridiplantae, Streptophyta, Magnoliopsida, Malpighiales, Euphorbiaceae. Bases 1 to 1689 code for a protein of 562 amino acids. The transcript is spliced from 4 exons.